UUAUAUCAUUCCUCAUUUAGUUUUAAAGUAUCUAGCUAUUUAUUCUCCAUUUGCUAAGAAUAAUUUGGAGCUAAACCAUAAAAAUGACACCUCUUUUGUGCUUGCUCGUAAUAGCCGAAAUAACUGUGAUCUUGGUCCUUUUGUUUAGGACACCUCUAAGGAGACUAGUAAUGUUUGUAUUGGAUCGUUUAAAGGAGGGCCGAGGUCCCAUAAUGUCAACGGUUGGAGUGACAUUGUUUGCGGUCUUGAUGUCGAGUUUGUAUAGUAUAGUGAGGAUUCAAAAACGCUCCAUGGAGACGGGAGGCAUUAAUCCAACUGACCAUGUUCUUUUGACCAAUCAUAUUCUCGACUCGUCUCUCAUGGGUUUCUGCCUAUUUCUCGGAUUGAUGAUAGAUAGACUUCAUUACUAUGUUAAAAGGUUCGAUGAUUCCGAAGAAAUUAAACCAUGGAACAAAACCAAGAAAACUUAUGAGACGGAGACUGAUUGAAUUAACCUUCGUGUAUAUAAAUAAUGUUUAUAUGGAUUAGAUUUCUAUUGAUAUUUAUAGUUUUAUGCAAUUACCAAAAUUUAAUAA
Molecule: messenger RNA, 575 nt
Organism: Helianthus annuus (common sunflower)
Lineage: Eukaryota; Viridiplantae; Streptophyta; Magnoliopsida; Asterales; Asteraceae
Exons: 2
Coding region: 84-488 (134 amino acids)
Biological process (GO): intracellular protein transport; endoplasmic reticulum to Golgi vesicle-mediated transport
Cellular component (GO): endoplasmic reticulum; endoplasmic reticulum membrane
Source: RefSeq, a predicted model, not a curated record